Molecule: messenger RNA, 1521 nt
Organism: Ramularia collo-cygni
Lineage: Eukaryota; Fungi; Ascomycota; Dothideomycetes; Mycosphaerellales; Mycosphaerellaceae
Product: related to glyoxal oxidase precursor
Exons: 3
Coding region: 1-1521 (506 amino acids)
Source: RefSeq, a predicted model, not a curated record
AUGAAGUCCUUCUCGACCACCGUUGCCACUUUGGCUUUGGCAGGCAGCGCCGCCGCUUUCUGGCGCAUGCCUUGUCGCUCGCAGACUGGAGUCGCGCGUAUUGAUCCUCUCGUUGCCCCGGGCUCAAUCGCGGAUCACUCCCACAUCGUCUUUGGAGGUGGCAACUUUGGCCAGACCACCAACUACGAGGACCUUGCGCAAUGCGCCGAGCCCGACUACAACUGCACCUCUUGCGGAGUGACGGAAGACAUGUCCGCUUACUGGACCCCGCCGCUCUACUUUCAGCAUGAGGAUGGCACUGUGGAGAUGGUUCCUAACGUCGGUGGAAUGCUUGCAUACUACUUGUUCUACCUUGAUAACCUCAAGCCAUUCCCCGAAGGUUUCCAGAUGAUUGCCGGUGAUCCCACCGUGCGCAACUUCACCGGUCCAUUCCCCGACGAGCAGCUCAGCUUCUGGCCGACCGACCCCACCGACCAGUUCUUCCUGCAGCAGCGUGCCAUCGGCGUAAACUGCCUCAACUACGGCAAGACCCCAGAGCCGUCUCUCUACCGCCACGAGUUCCCCGACAAGGCCUACAUGGAUGCCAACUGUGUCGAUGGAAUUCGCCUCGAAAUGGCCUUCCCCAGCUGCGGUACUGGCGAGAAAGACUCUCCCGACCACAAGUCCCACGUCGCCUACCCAAGCUUGGUCAAGGAAGGAAACUGCCCAGAGGGUUACGAUGUGCACUACCCCUUCCUCUUUUACGAGACCAUCUUCGCCACCAACCAGUUCGCUGGCAAGCCGGGCAAGUUUGUUCUCUCCACUGGUGACCCAGUCGGCACCAGCUACCACGCCGAUUUCAUCAUGGGCUGGCAAUCUGCCGACUUCCUGGGUCAGGCCAUCGACACCUGCACGAGCCCCAGCGGCCAGGUAGAAGACUGCCCCAUCUUUACUCUUCAGUCUGACGAUGAAGCCGCCAAGUGCAAGUUCGCCAUGCCCGAGGAUCUCGAUGGCGAAGACUGUGCUGGUCCUCGUGCUGAUCUCCCGAUGGGUGUCCCAAUCCAGCACGGCCCAGAGCCCGCCACGAAGUACCCCGUGAGCGGCGCUGGCGCAGCACCCACAUACGCCGCCAAACCCACCAAAUCUGCCAAAGCCUCGAGCGCGGCUCCAACUUACACUUCAGCCAAGUCGAGCUCAUCAGCUCAAAGCGCUGUUGUCCCAUCCGCGUACUCAUCCGCGUCGAGCAAGGCUUCUGCCGCGCCUACCACCACCGCAGCGCCUACAGUCUCAUCGUCAACCAUUGAUGGCGAUGUCACCACCAAGUACAUCACCAAGGGCUACGAAGUCGUGGAGAUGGUCAUCGUGGAGACCGACGUCACCGUGACCGCAACUGCUUCGGCUUCUGCGGCUCCAGCGUACUCCACACCAAGCUCCUCACCAGCUUCCGCGGCUCCAGCCUAUUCCGCACCAAGUUCUCCAGAAGCACCAAGCUACAAGCACAAGCGCCACAUGGAGAAGCACCAGCGUCGCAACAUCCAAUAG